CCGGCGGGUAAACAUCGGCCCCCGCCGCGGGCCCGCCCGCUGCCAUUAGCGCGGGGGCGGCGCCGCGCUCGGACCGGGCGGGAGUACAUGUUACCAUGGCGAUGACUGCAGGGACUACAACAUCCUUCCCCAUGAGUAACCACACCCGGGAGAGAGUGACGGUGGCCAAACUCACGCUGGAGAACUUCUACAGCAACCUCAUUAUACAGCACGAGGAGAGGGAAACCAGGCAGAAGAAGCUGGAAGUGGCUAUGGAAGAGGAGGGCCUUGCAGAUGAGGAGAAAAAGCUGCGCAGGUCACAGCACGCCCGCAAGGAAACGGAAUUCCUGCGGCUCAAGAGGACCAGGCUCGGCUUGGAUGACUUUGAGUCCUUGAAAGUCAUAGGAAGAGGAGCAUUUGGGGAGGUUCGCCUUGUUCAGAAGAAGGAUACAGGUCACAUUUAUGCAAUGAAGAUACUGAGAAAAGCAGAUAUGCUGGAGAAAGAGCAGGUGGCACAUAUCAGAGCAGAAAGAGAUAUUUUGGUUGAAGCUGAUGGAGCAUGGGUAGUGAAAAUGUUUUACAGCUUCCAGGAUAAAAGGAACCUUUACCUGAUCAUGGAGUUUUUACCUGGAGGUGACAUGAUGACCUUACUAAUGAAGAAGGACACUUUAUCAGAGGAGGAGACCCAGUUUUACAUUUCUGAGACGGUGUUGGCCAUCGAUGCCAUUCACCAGCUGGGAUUUAUCCACAGGGACAUCAAGCCAGACAAUCUCCUGCUGGAUGCCAAGGGUCAUGUAAAGCUGUCUGAUUUUGGGCUCUGCACAGGUUUAAAGAAAGCCCACAGAACAGAGUUCUACAGGAACCUCACACACAACCCACCAAGUGACUUCUCAUUUCAGAAUAUGAACUCAAAGAGGAAAGCAGAAACAUGGAAGAAGAACAGGCGACAGCUGGCAUAUUCUACUGUGGGAACCCCAGACUAUAUUGCUCCAGAAGUGUUUAUGCAGACUGGGUACAACAAACUGUGUGACUGGUGGUCCUUGGGAGUGAUUAUGUAUGAAAUGCUAAUAGGGUAUCCACCUUUCUGCUCAGAAACGCCACAAGAGACUUACAGGAAAGUUAUGAACUGGAAAGAAACGUUGGUAUUUCCUCCAGAGGUGCCCAUUUCAGAGAAAGCAAAGGAUUUAAUUCUAAGGUUUUGUAUUGACUCAGAAAACAGAAUUGGUAGCAAUGGAGUAGAGGAAAUAAAAAGUCAUCCAUUUUUUGAAGGGGUAGACUGGGGACAUAUCAGGGAAAGACCAGCUGCAAUCCCUAUAGAAAUCAAAAGUAUUGAUGAUACUUCCAACUUUGAUGAAUUUCCUGAGUCGGAUAUUUUACAGCCAGUGCCAAACACGACGGAACCUGACUACAAAUCCAAAGACUGGGUUUUCCUCAAUUACACCUACAAGAGGUUUGAAGGGCUCACCCAGCGUGGCUCCAUCCCUUCCUACAUGAAAGCUGGGAAGUUGUGAAACACAACACAACCCCCCAAAGGAAAUUGCAAACACAAACCUCAGGUAGCUGCAUCACCAGGCCCGCUUGGCGUUAGUUAUCAGCACAUCGACUCUGGUGCGCAUCGAUUUCACACGGAAAUUCUACAGGAUUAGGAUUUCUAAGACUACUACAGGAAUUAGUUGGCAGUGCCAGCUGGCUUUUCUUUUUGCUUUUUUUUUUUUUUUUAAUAUUUGACUAUUUUUGUUAACUUUAUUAUACAAAGGUACUGGAAUAAAAGGAACAUGCAUCGCUUUUCCUGCACUGCCUACGUGUGGAUAACGGUUAAUUAUGCCUCUCUGUACUGUGGCUUUGUUUGUACUGUAAACCAUCUAAUCCACCCAGGAGGGAAACAUAUCAUUUGAUACAGCAUUGUUGUUGUACUGCUCACCUGGUGGGGUUUAGAUAUGCAGUAUAAAGAAAACUGUCCACAUUUGCAAACCUCUCUGAGCAGUUGCUCAAGAAUGUUCCAUUUGUGGUCUGCAGAUCCACCAUGAGUGUAGCACAUGGAAUUAUUUUAAAUAGCAGUGUCCUCUGGGCCUCCUUGUGUGCCAGUGCAGGACUUUGUCAGCCCUGUAUCAUCAUCCCUUUUGUCCCUUUGCCCACAGUGUGUGGCAGUGAGGUAGUCCCUGUGAUCUGUUUAGUGGUAUUUCUGCUUUAAAUGAUCAGUGGCACUAUUGCUGUUAGAGGUGAUGAUGGCUGCUAGCAAUUUCAGAAGAAAAAAUGAAUCUGAAUAAAAAGUAUCAAUAGUUUUAGCAGAAGGGAAACACUGAUGCAAACUUUUGAGGAGAUGGCAGAGUUUCCAAGACUGCAUUCCUGCCUCUGCUCUAAAGCUGCUCAUAAUUCUAACAUUCUCUUAUUUCUAUGUAAAAUGUGUUCUAGAGAAGUGAUCAGAUUGGUGCUUUUUUUCUUUUUUUUUUUCCCUUCCCUGAGCAGCUGCAAGCAGAAGGGAUCCUGCUGUAUCCUCUCUGGAACUGCAGCUUCUGCUCACGCAGAGGAAAUGGAGUGGGCCACUAGACUCAGACUCUCCUUUUCUUCCAGGAUCUCCACCUGGCAUGGCCAUGGGAUUAGAAGGGAUUAGCUGAGCCUGCAGCUCAAAUUCCAGGGACCACCUAAAUGUUCUUGUGGCCAGUCUGCAGGAUGGUGACAAACAGGUCUCCUUCCCCUGGGCAGAGGAAACAGAAGCAGAAAUGGCUCCAUGUGCAGGCUCUGGUUUUGUUCAUCAACCCAGCAGCAGUUCAGGACUGAGUUGCACGCCCUGAGCAGUUCUCAAUUAUCUGGUCGCUGGUGACUUUCUCUGCCUGUGCUCAGCUUAUCUGCAGGGCUUUGAAUCUGUCACAGCGGUGAUCUCUGCUGUCACUUUCUGGUCAAAAGAGAUGUACAGCCAUGAACAAUUCCCCAGUGGCUGAACAAGCAGAGUCACUGUUGCUGUCUCCCUCCUCUGAACACCAGUGUAAGGCUCCCUAAAACCUCUGCAGCCCCCUCUGAGUGGAGCACAGGAUGUUGUGGCAUACAGCAGGAAUGAUUGCACUGGACAGACUUUCGUAGCAAUAUGGAAACUACUAUUUUAAAGCCAUCAGAGAAAUAUUUAUUGCUGUUAGGCACUGUGGCUGUUCUGAAUUAUUUGUAUGCUCUGAAAAACAUAAUGGGAUGUUCAUCUGUUGCAUAAAAGUCCUUUUGCCAGUAAGAUAUCUGUGCAUCCAUGCUUGUGAUGAACAGGUAGUGUUCCCUGAUCCAGUCAGGAUCCCUAAUCCAGCCUUUCCCUCCAUGGUUUUGUCUCCCUUGAAGCAUCUAAUAUCUGUUAUUUAUACCAGUUUCAGUCUUCAGCUCCUCAAAGAGGAGUAGCCACAGCCUCAGGAUCCUCCAGUGUUACAUCAGAGCAAAGCUAAGCUGAGCUUCUGCCUGAAUGCUGGACUGAGGUGGGAACAGCUCCUUGAUCUCCCAGAUUUGCUUCCCAGACCUUACACUAAUUAACAUCCCUGUACUGCUGUUGGGGCAAGGUCCUUAAAAAUUCUCCAGUGUUGUUCUUAGCCUUGUCAGGCCCAAUCUGUGGCCAUUCCAAAGGCUGUACAAAAACAAUAACUCACUUAAAUCCACUUUUCAGGCAUUGUUCUGCUAGUGCCCCAACAUCUCCUGAGGCUUCUCAGGAAAGGAAAUGCCUUUCCUAAGGCCUUGACUCCAAAACAGGGAAGCUCAGGCAGAAAAAAAAUUCCUGAGAUGCAAACUUGGCCUCAAAGGACACUGCUAUUCAAAACUAUUUUCAUUGGUUUGAAUUUCCAGUCUCAGCCAUGGGGCACCGUGUGCACUGGAAUUGGAAUUCCUGCAAACACCACCUUUCAGAAGAGCACAGUAACCCCAUUAACAUGACCUACAAAGAAGUCUUUGCUCAAACUUGAGGCAAACUCAGUUUCAUGGAAACUGCAAAUGCUCAGUGAUACUGGUGAUUUUUUUUUUCCUGUGGGGCUUAGGGGAGGGCAGAGAAAUACACACUUAAUUUAAAGCUAUCUAUUAAACAACUGUCUGUACAUACUCACUGGUUUACAAACUCGGGAGAAAGCUCAACCCAUCUACUUGCAACACUAAAGAUAAUACUAAUUUAAAACUGCAGAUGAUUAAUCAUAUCAAUGCUCACAUAGGAGUUAUAUCCAUAAGGAAACAGCCUGCAGCCUAUCUAGCAUAAACUCCUGUGUUGUGGUAGUUGACUUUUAAAAUUUUUUUUUUGGUAAACAUAGCAUUAUUUUAAUCAGUAAGUCAAGUUAAACAAUAUUAACUACUGCUUUUAGGAUGAUAGGGUUUUUUCCAAGGUGAAACUGUGACACUGUAAUGGAUUAAAGAGAACAGUAGGUUAAUCUACACUGGCUUUCAAAAAAAUUGAAGUGCAACAUAUCUUUAAUUUUGUUAAUUCUGUCUGAUUCUUUUGGAUGGUUGUGUGUUUUCCUUUGGCAAUGUUUGUCACUGUGCCAUUUAUUUUACUUAUUCUUGGAGUACCAAAGAUCCUGAAAUGGCUUGAUGAUUGCAACCAUGUGAAAAUUUAUUUUCUGGAAGUAUGUUUUGUUAAACUUUUGUUAAAACGUGAAAUUGUGUAUGCAAAUUGUUACCAGAGGUUUGCUGGGACGUUUACCUAUUCCAGCAGGGAAAACUUGAGCGUGUCGAUGGAAGUGGAGGACUGAAUCCAAAUUGUGGAUUGGAAUUCCCUGAGAGUGGGGAGGAAGCUUGGAUUGGGAACUGCAGCUGAGCUUUUGCACUUCGUUCCAUCUCCAGUCAGCACGAGUGAGUGGCCUUAGGUACAGGACAUCAGCAGCGGUUGUCUCAUGUGCAAAAGGAGUUUAAAAACAAAUUGCCAGCAUUCAGAAAUCAAAUCUUGUUGAUACUGCAUUUGCACUGUUCAAUUUGCCUUGCUGGAGAGUUAUAGAGGUGUUAUUUUUAUAGGUCAAUUGUUCCCCACCUGAGCCGUUGGAGACAGUCUGGGAUAAGGACACCUGCUGGGGGGAGUUCAGCUGGGGGGCACCAGGAAUGGGCACCAGGAACAGCACACAGCUCUGCUGUCAGCUCCUUCCCCAGAGGUGUGACACUCCUCCUGUGCCCAGCAAGCAGGGAAUGCUGCAGUCUAGCCCAGGUAAUGCAUAGGAAGUGCUCUCACUUUCUCAAUAACACGAGCAAUUGUAACACUCUGUACCUUGUCCUCUUACUGUUGGGAUCUCACAGCAGCUCGUUCUUGGAGUCAAAAUGGCAACUGCUAUAUUUUUCCUAGACUGUUUCGUUAGUUGUGGUUGGGAAAGUUACAUAGAAGCAUUAUAAAAAUUUAUAUGAGGCUUUUUACAGCAUUUGAAAAUAAAAGUAGCAUUCUUUUUGUAAA
Molecule: messenger RNA, 5365 nt
Organism: Catharus ustulatus (Swainson's thrush)
Lineage: Eukaryota; Metazoa; Chordata; Aves; Passeriformes; Turdidae
Gene: STK38L
Product: serine/threonine kinase 38 like
Exons: 14
Coding region: 96-1490 (464 amino acids)
Biological process (GO): peptidyl-serine phosphorylation; intracellular signal transduction
Molecular function (GO): protein serine/threonine kinase activity; ATP binding
Source: RefSeq, a predicted model, not a curated record